CCGGGUUGUCUAAAAGCCUAUUGUGUUUUUGUUACACAACAACAACACAAAUAAGAAUUUUUUUCGCUGUGCACAAACACUGCACAAAACCAUGCAAAUUACCAUUCGAAAGUGGUAAUUUACAUUAGUACACAUGGCGAAUCAGAAAGAUCGCUCGGGUGGGGGUGGCAGUCCGGCCCCUUUGCCCAAGCCACUCUUCAAAGUGAAUGAAAAAGUACUCUGCUAUGAGCCAGAUAUUAAGAAGGCGCAAGUCUUGUAUGAUUCGAAGGUGCUUGAAGUCGUGAGGAAGUUAGAGACAACUGGGGCUUGUUAUGAAUACAAAAUCCAUUUCCAGGGUUGGAAGUGCACAUGGGAUCGCUAUGUCAGAGAAGAAAACGUUUUGAAGAGCACAAAUGAAAACAAAGAGCUGCAGCGACAACUCAGAGAAAGAGUUGAUGUUGAGAAAGCAUUGCAAAAAAAGAAAAAGAAGAAAAUCUCAAUCAAAGAAAAAAUUCAAGCAGUCACUGUAAACGCGUCAAACAUCAAGAAAGAGGGUAAAACUAAAGGGAAGGGAAACAACAAGGGGCAACAUACAACGCCAAUUAUUAAGCAAGAACGGGAUUUGACGGAUUAUGAUAGUUCGGAAGAAGAGGGAGAAUUAGUCAGGCAAUCCGAACAGUUGGUUAUUCCCGAAGAGCUGAAAAAAAUCUUGGAAUACGAUUGGAACAAAGUCAGAAAUCGGACAUGGCUUAUCAAGCUACCUUCUCGAAUUACCGUGAUUGAUCUAUUAGAGGAGUAUAUUCGCUUCUCAGCAAAAGCAGAGUUGCGUUCCUACAUUGCAAAAGUGGAGCACUUGCAGGCACUGAUGACACAACCAAAUGUGGGAUACUUGAAUAAUGUAAUGGAAGUUUUUCCGCCUCCGGUUCGCCAAACUCCAUCGCUGAAUGCUGCAGUAAAUGAUGAACUGAUCAAAACACUGAAGCGGAUCACAUUUAGAAGGAUCGUAGUUCAAGAUGUCCGACUCAUGUUUGACUCACUAUUGUCACAAAUCUUGUUGUUUCAAAACGAAAACGAUCAGUACGAUAACUUUUUGGCUGGGCAUUUUAGUACGCCAGUGGUACCAGUUCCGGAUUUAGUCCCAGAAUUGAUUAUCACCAUUAAAACGGAGCCGAUAGUAGAAGAUGAUCCAGAUGAUUUGAUCAUUCAGAACGUCAUCAAGAGGAACAUGCCACCGCCACCAGUUCCACCAUUAAAACGGAAAACUCGAAGUCUGGGUGGCAAUUCUUCGGAGAAUAAAAGCUCGGAUGUCAAAGCAGGGCCAAGCAGAAAAAGUACUCCACCUUCACUACCAUCUCAAACUAUAUUUGCACCAUCAACAAGUGGUUCUGCAUCUUUUGUGGAUCCUACAACUCCGUUGGUCAAGGCAACUUCACUCCGUUAUAGUAACGAUGUCGGAGAGAUUGAAAUGAUUCCUCUGAGUCAAAUUAAAACUGAACCACUGGAUAAUGACGAGCCUGUCCAAAAGCAAAGAAAGUUUCAUGGUGCUAAGAUUGUGUAUCCGUCAGAGGAGGAUGAUGACAAAAGCAAAAUUCCUAUCCUCCCAGAAUCUCUACUGAUGCGGGCUAGCGCUCCAAUCCCAACUUCUGCAGUAUUUAGCAAGGAAAAAUUUUGUUGUGAGCUGGAGGAUAAAUGCAAAUUUCCUUGGGCAUGUCGUCAUUUGAAUGAAUUUAUGGACGAGUUGUAUCAGUAUCAACUGUUACCUCCAUCUGAAAUGAAUAGUGCAGUCCCAUAUCCAUCGAUGUGCUAUGGAAUGCAACAUUUGUUGCGUCUUUUUGUUAAAAUGCCGGAAGUACUAAGCCGAACUGCAAUCCCACGAAGGAAGAUGGGCAGCAUUGUUGAAGAAAUGAACAGUAUUUUGAGAUAUUUCACAACUAUUCGAGGCAUUGUGACUAGGAAUGAUUGGUACAAGACUGGAGCUGCAACAUAUGAGGAGGAUUACAUUACUGAAAGCAACUGUCACUUGUUUGCUGGGGGCACACCAAGUCGGAAAUUACUUAAAAAGUCCACCAAGGAACACCGAAAAAAGUCAAAGGGCAAACGAGAGAAAGAGAAGCACAAACGAGUCAAAACUGAACCCUCCAGGUUCUCUUCAAAGAGAUGUCUUGCAAAACCUGGAACUGCGACACUGAUUGUGAAUAGGGAUAGGAUGGCAAUGGUUGCAGCCAUGAAGAAACAGCGCUUUUUGACACCCUUUUUGACUGUGAAGAAAGAGCAGGUAGCGACGCCGCCUCCGAUCGUAAAGAAAAAGGAGUCGACUGUGACGUUUGCGAAUUUUGUUACUGUAAAGAAAGAACCAUCAGUUGAAAACAUAAUUCAUCAAGAAUCAGCACCCAUUGCAACCUCGUCAAAGAAACUCCCAAAGUCAGGUGGCGGAGAACUGGUGGAUGAUCAAGACGGAAAGCGGAACUCUCGACGACGACUGUCUGGAAAAGUUGACGACGCUGUUCUCAACAGUGGUGCUACUAUUGUAAUGGGAGUUCGUAAAUCUUUUGGUCGGGAGGAUUUGUCCCGAGAAACAUCAGUGGGGCCGACAACAACUCCGCCCCCAGCACCUGCUGCAACUCCAUCGAGCUCCAAGAACAAGGAAGCUAAGCCGUCAUAUUCUCUUCGACAUCAUAGACCCUCAUACAAGUAAAACAUCUCUUGUACAUCAAACAACAACAACCAAGCACUUAUAAAAUGAACGGACGCAUCUUAAAAUGCCAAAUCCAUCAUUUCAGAACAAAAGUACGAUUAUCUAUUACAUCUUUAUAUUAUCGAUUCGAGAUUUACUUAUAAGUUAUAAGAGAAAAUUACAAGGAUGGUUUUAAUUUUCAAUCAGACUAUUUUUAUAAUUAUAUUCAUAUUAUCAAAAACAAGCUGUAUGAUUAAGUAGUUAGCAAAACUUUUAUUCUCUUGCCCACGUUGCUUUGAAAAGAAGUUUGACUUGUAGUAAAAAGAGUAUAGCUUUUUUGUCUCAAAUCGUAUGAGAAGCCACAAUUGUGGUCUUUAAGCAUUCAGUAGUGUCACUCAAGUGUCAGUAGUUUAAUUGUCGUUUCAAUAUCUUGAUGUUUGAUGUCUGUAGGUUAGAAAUUUGUAACCCCUUCUGCUGCUUUUAUUUAACCUUACAGUUUUUCAAUAUUUACCUUUUUAAUAUGUUAAUCAACAGCUAUGUUUUAAACCUCUACAGUUUUACAUAAUUUCAAGUUGUUAUCCUUUCCUUUACGCGUUUUUAAUUAGUCAAUUUAAUAUUUACUGUUGUAAACUGUUGCAAUCUUGUUUUGAAAAUAUGACACUCGACGUGAUUACGUAAUCUUAAAUAAUUGAACCAUUUUAAUUUCUAUAUGUUUUGAUUUCGUCACCUAAGAAUACUCUUAUUUAUUUAUUUUUUUAUACCCGUUAAAGUUUUAUCCAAAAAUUGCUAAUAGGUUAAUCCUAAUAAAUGUGAUCAAGAUGGUUAGAAUUUAGAAACGUAGUAUUUGUGCAGCACAAGAUGCUAGUAGAGAUGCUUCUUAAUGUACCGGAUCUGUUUAUUCAUCAAAAUUACUUUUCUUAUUUCCAACGAACUGCAUGAGCUACAAUAUUGUGAUCACUAAUAAUACAAACUUAUGUAAUCUCAUUUAGUUGAUCUUCUCCGCCAAAAAUUACGGUUCCGGAAUAUGAUUUUUGAUCAAUAAAUUUUUUACGUGUUGUAACGAUUGAAA
This is a messenger RNA of Folsomia candida, 3722 nucleotides long. Its product is annotated as male-specific lethal 3 homolog. Gene Ontology annotation, cellular component: NuA4 histone acetyltransferase complex; MSL complex; nucleus. NCBI's taxonomy places the organism in Eukaryota, Metazoa, Arthropoda, Collembola, Entomobryomorpha, Isotomidae. Bases 134 to 2674 code for a protein of 846 amino acids. Gene Ontology annotation, biological process: regulation of DNA-templated transcription; chromatin organization. The transcript is spliced from 10 exons. The record is from RefSeq and is a predicted model, not a curated record.